Molecule: messenger RNA, 9062 nt
Organism: Monodelphis domestica (gray short-tailed opossum)
Lineage: Eukaryota; Metazoa; Chordata; Mammalia; Didelphimorphia; Didelphidae
Gene: PI15
Product: peptidase inhibitor 15
Cellular component (GO): extracellular region
Source: RefSeq, a predicted model, not a curated record
UACUAUGCAGCCUGUGACAUAUAAAAGCUGUUAGCAGUUCCUGGAGCCAGCAGCGUCAAAACUAGCAAGAGUUUUUGCUUUUAGAAGGCUUGUAAUAAGACACACUCCUUCUUACAAGGGUUCAUGCCACAACAUAGCAAAGAACUUUUUAAAAAACUGGAAGGACAGUAUACUCAUUUUGGCAUUGCUCAGAGAGUAAACCCUGUGGCUUCUCCCCUCCUCCAUCCCAAGAUGAUAGCAGUCUCUGCUGUCAGUGGUGUGCUCUUGUUCUCCCUCCUCUGUGAAACAAGUGCAAUCGCCUUGCUCAACGCCACUGACUCAUCCUCGCCAACCAAUAACUUCACUGAUAUUGAAGCUGCUCUGAAAGCACAUCUGGACUCAGCGGAUCUCCCCAAAACCAGGAGGAAGCGCUACAUCUCACAGAAUGACAUGAUCGCCAUCCUCGAUUACCACAACCAAGUUCGGGGCAAGGUGUUUCCACCUGCUGCCAACAUGGAAUAUAUGGUUUGGGAUGAAAACCUUGCAAAAUCAGCUGAGGCAUGGGCUGCCACAUGCAUUUGGGACCAUGGACCUUCUUAUUUACUGAGAUUUUUGGGCCAAAAUCUGUCUGUACGAACUGGAAGGUAUCGCUCCAUUCUCCAGUUAGUUAAACCAUGGUAUGAUGAAGUAAAAGACUAUGCUUUUCCAUAUCCUCAAGAUUGCAACCCCAGAUGCCCUAUGAGAUGUUAUGGACCAAUGUGCACUCACUAUACACAGAUGGUCUGGGCUACUUCUAAUCGAAUUGGCUGUGCAAUCCAUACCUGCCAGAACAUGAAUGUUUGGGGAGCUGUGUGGCGACGAGCAAUCUACUUAGUAUGCAACUAUGCCCCUAAGGGAAACUGGAUUGGAGAAGCACCAUACAAAGUAGGAGUGCCAUGCUCAGCUUGUCCUCCUACUUAUGGAGGAUCUUGUACUGACAACCUUUGUUUUCCAGGAGUAACAUCAAAUUACUUAUAUUGGUUUAAGUAAAAUAAAAUUUGCCCCCUCACACACUUUUUUUAUUCAGUAGAAUUGUCUUCUGGAAUAUCAAAGCUUGUAAAUUGAAUUUUGCACAUAUUUUGCAAAAUGUUUAUGGUAAUCAUUUAUCUUUGGGUAUUCAUUUGUAUAAAUUAGCAUUAGUAUAUCAAAUUUAUUUGACUCUUUGGGAAGUAAAAAGUGUUCACUGAUAAUUCCCCAAUUCUGAAAGAGAAUAAGCACAAAUUAUUUGAAAAAAAAACAUAACUUCUCAUGUAAAUGUAACAAUAGCUUUAAAAAAUUAACUAAUAAUUUAUUGAGUGCCAAAAUGUUUUUUCCCUUAGGGCAUCAUUUCUUUAAGAAUAAGAUCAAUCUUUUACUAACAAUGAAAAUAAUUUGUGGUGUAAUGUAUCAUAUGAAAACAUAUAAUUUAUAUUGAAAUAGAGAAGUGUUUCAGUCUGAUUUUAAAGUGUGUGAGAAGGACAUUUUUGGGACUAUUUUAUUAUGGGGUCCUAUUAGGAAAUCUCCUAAAAUGACACUCAGCCAUUUAUAGAAUGUAUUCAUUUCUGUCAGAGAGGUGAAAAAGUUAAAUCCUUGGGGGAUUUGGUUUCAUUUGGUACACAAAAGAUAGGUUUCCCUAAUUACUUCUUAGCAGCAAUUAACUCUGACUUUUUUUAAAUCAAAAAAGCAACGUGAUAUGGUGAUUUGCAUUCCUAUGUUUGUUUAGGCACUGACUUCUUGUGGGGCCUUAAGCAAAUUCAUUUAUACACUUCUGUUUCCUGUAAUAGCACUAUCAUUAAUCCUCCACAGACUUGUAGACUAGGCAUUGCAUGAUGUGGUAUAUGAUGGUUGAAGCAGUGUGAUUUGAGAGAUGCUGAAAACUUCAGACAAUUAUUAAAAUGUAAAUUUAUGAAAUGGGAAGAGAAGGAAGGAGAGAGAACAUUAGCACCUGUUCAUGCCUCUUUAGUACCUAGUUAAUCAGAGCAUGUGACUAACACCUUAGAAAACAGAACUCUAAGGGAACUGGGACACAGAAAGAGUAGGAUUUGAUGAAGGAUCUGAGAGAAGGCUGAAUAAUAUCACAAUCAUAGGGUACUGAAAAGAGGACAAAGUAACUUGGGGAGUUUCAGUUGGAUACCCUGACUGGUUGGGGACAUUUUGAAUAUAAACACUAUCUUUACAGAAUAUUUCCAAAAGAGAAUAAGACUUCCAAGAAUAACUUUGCCAACCAUAUAAUUGUGCCUAGGGUAAACAAAUCAACCUAUUUUGUGAAUUAAAUAAAGUACAGUAUAUUAUCUAAAUAUGAUUACAGAAAAACUUUAAUACACUUUUCAUGGGAGCCAUUACUCUAUAUAUUUGAUUGAGGAAAGAUAUAUAAUCUUUCUAUACUUUACUUUUAAUUUGUAAAACAGUAAUAAUAAUCUUUUGUGCCUAUUUCAUAGUUCCCUGUUAGGGUAAAUAAUGCCAUUUUAAUAGAGAUUUUGUUAACUAAGAUGCAACAAUAGAGAUUAUAAUUUUAAUUUCUAUUAAAAUGAAAAAGGUUCAUCUUAAAUAUUAAUAAAUGCAUAUUUGGGAAUUAAGAAACAGACAGUAAUAAUUAGAAUCAUGACAUCUCCAGAGCCUUCAUAAAGACCGAGAAAAGGUCAUAAAUUUCAAACUAUAUGUUCAUUAGAACAAUUACAUUAUUUGUCAGAUCUAUUAAGCUAAUGAUAAUGGGCUAUGAAUUUUUAAAUUGCACUCACAGAGUGAUGUUUUCCAAAAGCAACUUGAACUGUAAGCUAAUUUAUAAUUUAGUAACACCACUGAAAAAUAGUAUAAAAGAUAAUGUUAUUGAAACUGUUACUUUAAAGAAAUUAGUAAUAUAAAGUGCCCAUGUGAAAUGUAUUAUUUUCCAGGGCUCAAGCUAAUAAAAGUAUGCUGGUAGUAAUUAAAUGUGUAUAUAUAUAUAUAUACAUAUAUACAUAUAUUUUUUGCAAUUCACAAUAAUGGUGCUGGAAUAAAUAUAUCAGCAUAUUAUAUCACACUGGGUAUAAGCUAGUUCAUAAAAGCAGCUUUGUAUUAAAUCUAUAACAAGCAUUAAGAUUUUCAUUUGAAAAUAUUUCACUCAAAAAUAAUGGGUAUUCAUAGUUUACUGAACAUUGUUUGCCACCUCAUAAUUAUCGAUGGCAUGUCCAUGAUAGUAUAUUAAACAAACAAACAAAAAAAUAAAAAAGCAAAUCUAUCAUUAGGUUCUUUCAUUUAUACAACUGCAAGGAAUCAGUAUGACUUCUUUGGCUUUUGCUGUUAUCACUUAAAUGGUAAAUUUCCCUAAGGAUAGAUAGUUGUUUGGGUACUGUGUAGACAGAACCACAAUAUUUCAGGCAGCUGUACUCUUGCUUUGGUAGAUGUUGCAGAGUAUUAUGUCUGGCUCCCUGUUUCGUAGCAAUAAGUAAUAUUUCUUCCAGGGUCAGUUUGUGCUGCUCAGCAAUUUAGCUGAUAUAUGAUGAGCUUAGUCUAGGUACAGAAUUCACUUAAGAGUCUCAUCAGCUCUGCAACAGAGUGGGCAAAAUGGUAUGAAUGGUUCCAUGCAUAUAAAUGACUCAGAUGUUUAGCCUCAAGGUAAUACUUUUUUAUUUCAAGUACUGUAAUCUACUGAUCUAGCCUUGUUGUUGGGCCUAACAUACAGAUUAUUGAAUUAAACCUAUAUUCUGUGGUUAGCACGUUACAUUUAUUACUUAAGUGAACUAGCCAGAUCAUUUGCAUGUCUAUACCUAGCCUAACUGGUCUGUUAUGAACUGCUACUACAUUAGGAAGGCCUUAGAAUCUGGUCUAAUGUUGUACACUGUGUAACAAACCUUCUUUCUACAGAUUUUUAGGAUACAAGUCUUGGCUUGCAUGAGAGUCUUUAUGCGCUAAACUGUUCAGGGAGAAAGAAACUGGAUUCAUGACAAUGUUGAAGAGAUUUGAAAAUCUGCUAGUGGAAUCUAAGCAUUGGUCUAGGAAGGGUCAAUUACAGAUGUUGAAUCCCUAACCGUUUGGUGGGAAAUGGUGCUAAAAUUUCAUUUCGAUCAAUAUGACAUUUCUGUUAGAUUUUGGUUUCUUUAUGAUAGUAAUUGUGAUUAUAAGACUACAUUUUGGUGCUAAACAUUCUGGUGCUAAACUGAUAGUUAAUGUAGGAGCUUAUCUGGGGAGCUUUUCCUUCACUGUCCUAUUGCUGUUUUUUUUUUAAUACAGUACAUAUUUAAGACAUAUGGCAAUAGCAACAACAAAAACCUCUCCCAUUUUAAUUAAUCUUUACCAAAAUUAGAAAAAGUGAAUUAUAUCAUAGAAGAAAAAUUAAAGUAUGUUACUUUAAGGAGUGCUACAGACUUGAUUUUUAUUAUUAUAAAUAUAAAUUCUUCAGCAAAUUUCAUAGUAAAACACACGUCAUUUUACAGUUCCAAUUUCCUUCUGCCACAAGUGAUGCUAAGUAGUCAAAGUCAAGGACAAAACAUCAUAAUAUCCUUGCUCCUCAAAUUUCUUAUUUUUGUCAUUAGCCAACGUUGUCCUCCCAUAGAAUAUUCAUUGUCCAUCUCAACUUUAUGUUAUUUGGGAAAUGCGUGAGAGUACUAAAGUCCUCUUCCUGAUGCUAAGAAAAAUUACUUCUUUCAAAAGAAUGAAAAAAAUAGAUUAUUUUAUAUAGCUUAUUUUUAAUUGUAUUCAUGUUACAUCCCCACCCCCAAAGCUAUGUUCUGUCAAGAGAAGGAAGGGAAUGCAUUUCAUUAAAUAUUAUUUGUUUUCAUUCAAUCAUUUUCAGUUGUGUCUUAUUCUCUGUGACCUUAUUUCCUUGGUAGAGAUCCUGGAGUGGUUUAGCUAUUUCUUUCUCCUGCCCAGUUUACAGCUGAUGAAACUGAGGCAAACAGAGAUUAAGUAAAUUGUACAGAGUCAUACAGCCAUUAAGUGUCUGAGGCCAGAUUUGAACUCAUGAUGAUGAGCCCUUUUGACUCCAGGCCUAGUUCUCUAUCCACUGCACCAUCUACCUGCUCCAAAUACUACUUUCCUAAUGCUUAUCUCUGAUUUGCUACCUUUUGUACAUAUGCAGCACAUAUUGCUAGUUAGUAAAAUGGAACUUAGUUUACAGAAUCCUAAAUUAUGAAAAACUAAAGAAUCAACAUCUGCCCUCCAUAAGAGAAAUACACAUUUACUUAUCUUCAUGAAGAAAUGAACACAAAUUGAAAAGUUCAUCUUCUCCCUUCCUUCCCCUACAGCCAUUUUUAUGGAUGGUCUUCCAGUAUGAUUGCCAGGAAAGAUUCUAUCAAGCUCUCUAAUAACUGGCCAGUUAUUGAGCAAAGAAAAAUAACCUUUAUUAGAAUUGCAAGUCUAUUCCACAAAUCAGCUUUGCUUUACCUCAUGUUUUUUGUCACAAAUGGAGCCAGGUUCUCCCAGCCAUAAGUGUGCUAAUUAAUAAUUAGUAAUUAAAAUUAAAAUUAAAAAUUAAGAAUGUUUAAAAGUAUAUUUAUAACAUUAGGCUCCCAGUUAGGCAAUCCAUAGCUACACAGGAAUAUUACGUCUUGUGAAACUUCUUGCAAAUAAUAACAGAGGCUAGCUAACUUUGUAAUUUAUUUAAUGGAAGAAAAUACAACUGAUGAAAAGGAAGUCAUAGUCUGAGGGAAAGAACUUUAGUUCCUAGGUCAGAGGACCUACUUUCAAAUCCCACGUAUUGUGCUUUCCGCCUGUACAAGUCACCUAUAAGCUUUGAUCUUCAUUUCCUCCUCUGGAAACUGGACCAAAGGCUCACUCAGGUUCUUUCCAGCUCUGGGUAUACUAUUCAAUAAAUUAUUGUGAGGAAAUUCACACAAGGUUUCUUACUAAUUGUCACAAAGAAAUAGCAUAAUUUUCAAGGAGUGUUGCACUCACAUAACAACAUUUAUGACCUCAUUUGGGGUUUCCUUGCUAGAGCUCCUGAAGCAUUUUGCCAAUUCCUUCUACAGACCAUUUUACAGAUGAAAAAACCAAGACAGAUAAGAUUGAUUCCCAAAUCCAAGUACUAGUUCCCAGUUUCUAAGGAACCAAAAAGACUGUAAAAUGGAAGACUCCUGAUACUACAAAAAAGAAGUUCAAUAUAAUUUCAUGAUUUAAAAAAACCACUUACACAAACACAAUUUCAUUUAUAGAAUCAAUUUGUUAAGCAAUAUGAAGACAUUGUAAUCCCACAAAAAUAAUAUUUCAAAUAUUAACACCUAUUUAACAACACCUUUUCCUUUGACAAGUUAAGUAGGUCAAUAUUAUCUCCUAUUAUUAUCCCUUAUUAGCUCCUAUUAUUUGAAGCUAUAUAAGUAAGAGGUUCAGACAAAACAAUUGAUAGCUAUUUUAGGAGAGAAAACAAUUUUGUUUUGUCUAGCAAUUGAAUGCACAAUUGAGUUUUAUAGAUUUCAAAUAACAACCUAGCAGUGAAAAAGAUUCUAAAAUAUUACAUAUAUGGCAUUAUUUAUGUGAGCUCAAAGCUGUUCAUUUCCUUAAGUAGGGAACUAUAGCUCCCUGGACCAGCUCUGCUGCAGGCACUGGCGCCCUCUUGUGGUGAUUAAAACACACUCACUGAGGUAUCUUCUAGUCUUAAAAACAAAAUGCAAUAAUCGUAAGGCAAAGAAAUCUUAAUGCUCAAACUCUAUCCCGAAACUCCCUCAGUCUCAAAUAGCUUAUUAUGCUAGUCUGUUGAAUGAGUAAAAGGAAGAAGCCCUCAAACACAACUAAAUGUUAACAUUUUUUAUUUCCACAUUUACUGUUUCUUAAGAUAUAUAUAGAUAUAGAUAUAGAUAUUUUCUUUUUAAGCUUUAUAUUCCUAGAACUGUUACAGGCAAGCCAAUAUUUAGGUCUUUAGGUCUGAGGAAGUGUAUUUUGUUAUCCAUCUUUCACUUAGUCCUACAAUGCUCAAAAAAUCAUUGAACAAGUCUCGAUUUUCAAUGGACAAUUUCUGACAAAAUUUAGAUUUUUGGUCUAUCAAAUAACUUAAUCUCAUUUAAACUAAUGGUCAUGAAAGUAAACUACUUCUCAUUGUUAACUUGUAAGAUAUUACAAUGAAGAAAGAAGAUACUGUCAUUCAAUUUUCACAAUUUCCCCUUUUGAAUGGAGUGAUAAAUCAAUAUUAGAAAUUACACUGGUGUGUCAAUGGUAAUAAAUGGGAUACUCUGGCUUGACUAGAGAGAUACUAGGGGAAACCUGAGGGUGCCUAGUUGUAAUGGAGAUAAAGAUACUUCUGAGAGAUAGAGAGAUACUACUAGAGGGGAUACUCUGGGGUUGCCUAUUAUCACUACUGAUGGCUAAUAGAUCAAGAUAUUUUUUUCCACCCACACCUUCCUGCCUCCCUUUCCCUCCUCCCUGUUAGUCAGCCACCCUUCUAAGUAAUUCAAAGGUGAACUGUGAGGUUUAGAGAAGAUACUCUUAUUCUCUUUCUCAAGUAAGGAGGUUUAUUGGGGAGGACAAGGAUGCAAGAUGAGGUGAGAGGGAUUAAGGUUUUCCCUAAUCUGUAAGGAGGGUUAGGAGAAUUUUAGGAAAUGUCAGUCCUGUCACAGCUGUGACACAAAAAUCUGUCAGGGAAAUGGGAGGAAAACAGAUUAAUCUUCUUUCUUCUUCCUUCAAACUCAAAUCUCAAAUAUACAAUCAGUUCUUCACACUCUAAGCCACCAACAAAAGUUAAUUUCUUCUCAGCCUAGCUCCAGAACCCCCCCCCCCCAAGGGUCAUUCAGCCUAGGACAGAAGCUAACAGGAGUCCAAUUCAGAGCUUCUUCUCCUUUCAGCCUAACUCGACUCUCCAACUGUCUUUCCUGGGAACAUUCUAUUUGGAAUGUUCUUUUUUGAUUGACAGCUGAGGUCCUUUUCUUUGUCUUGCAUGCAUGAAAUUCUCUCUUCCUUCAUGCCUCUUUCACAAAAUCAUAGCUUUUACAUACAAUUUCAUUGUUGAUUAAUAUUAAUGCUAUUUAAAAAAUUCUUAUAAUCUAGAAAUAAUUUUCACUACAAAGCCCCAUUGAUUUUUAAACAUAAUUUAGAAGUAUAUAGAAUAUUUUCGUGAUAACAUAUAGCUACUAACCUUAGAUUAUAUUUUCAGUAUAGAUAUUUAAUACACCUACUACCAUUCAUUGCUUUGAACAUAGACUUCAAUAGGCUUUUGCCUUUAUUGGCAAAGUGUGAACUACCUGUAUAAUCUUAGACAAGUCAUUUAGCUGCAUUGACUUCUAUCUGGAAAUUGAGGGAGUGGGACUCACUCAGGUCACAUCCAGCUCUAGGUCUACAAUCUAGCAAGUCACUAUGAGAAGCUCAAAAAUCUUAAAAAUUUUCAGUGUUGGAUUCAGGUAACAGGUUUUUUUUGGUCCUAAAUCCAAGCACCUGUUCCUACCUUCCAAAGGACCGGAAAGACUGAAAGGAGGCAAUUAUUCUAUUUUUGUGUGUGUGCAUGUCUAGGGAAAGGGAAGGGAUUUGGGUUACUAUUCAAUCAUUUUUCUGCUAAACAUUGUUUGGGGUUGAAAAACAAUAGGCUUUUGGCAGCUCAGAUGGUUUGGGGCAGAGACAGAUGGUUUGGGGAGCUCAGAUAUCUCAUGAAUUGUCCAUAGAGUCAGAACUCUGGUGUCUGUAUUCAAUUACUGAGCUCAUGCUACAUGGUUGUACAUACACAGUAAAAUCUAAUUUUAAAUGAUUUCUUAGUGCUUGUAUAUUUACACUUAUCACAUAUAGUAUUUUGGAAUUGAAAUCUUGCAUAUAAGAAUGUUAUAAAGCCCAUAUAUCAGCAAUAUAGUUCUUGAUACAUAUGCCAAUGUUGUUCUAUAUUUAUAUACCUUUGAAGUGUCCUGAAUCUGUUUUCAAAUAGCUUUUUUUAAAGGAAAGUUCUUUGUGUAACAUGGAUGUUGAUAUGAAUUAUAAAACAUACCAUUUUCAUGUGGAAGUAUGAUCACAUAAGUUCAUUGUGUUUGUAUGUAUACUAUAGUUAUACAUAUAUAUGGAAACAUUGUUGUAUGUCAUUUGCCUGUUUUUAUCAACCUUAACUGUUCCAAGCAUUCAAAUGUAGUUCAUUGCAAGCUACUUUUCAUUACCUUGGCAUUUCAAUAAAAUUUUUAAAAUUA